Molecule: messenger RNA, 32346 nt
Organism: Xyrichtys novacula (pearly razorfish)
Lineage: Eukaryota; Metazoa; Chordata; Actinopteri; Labriformes; Labridae
Source: the annotation of a GenBank genome assembly
AUGGAUCAUCUGAAACAGAAGAUGAAGCCCACGGUGAAGGUACUGCUCUUGGUGUCGUGUUUGACCGUCUUCUUGGUCUUCAUGAGUGGAUACCUGAAGGACACCCCCCUAUCGCUGGAUGUGGGCAGCGGGUCUCCUUGCCAGCAGUGUUUGUCAGAUGAUCAGUGGUUUGCAGCGCGUUUCAACAAAUCUGUUGAACCCUUUCUGUCUGCGGAACACACUCUCCCAAAAGAUGCCUUUAACUGGUGGAAGGUAAGUGGUAAGAGGCAGUUUCUUAACUGGAUUCCCUGGAGAUGAAAGAAAAAGAGGCAGAUUAUUGUAUGAUAAAAAAUUUCUAGUGAUAGAUGCUUUUAUGCUUUUUUACACUCAUUAUCCAUCACAAUGGCUCAGAGUACUUAAAGGCCACUACCAUCCAGAGCCAGCCCAAGCCUCAAUGGGGCCCUAACAGAGAUGGGAAUUGUGGAGUCACCAAGUCAUCUCCAUGCCAUGUAUUUUACAUUUAAGGGGUUUUCCCAGGUAAUAACAUAAAUAAAACCAAUGCAACCAUACAAAUAAUACCAAUGAAUGACUGAUGAAUGAUGUUCAGGGUGCCACAUAUGGUUUUUAAUCUCAAAAUGUAACACAUUCAGGAUGCUCAGUGCACAUUGCACAGCAGAAGGCACAUAACUGUAGCGGAGCGUUGACAUGUCGGCAGUAAGAAUCAUAAGCCUACAGCACUAAAAUAUUUUUACUUUAUUUUAUUUUAUUUUUUACAAUAAUAUAUAUUUGAUAAUAUGGAACGCAUCACUCAUACAUGCAGAAAAUCACAAAUAUUUCUUUCCUUCAAUUGCUCUUGGGGGGCCCCCUAUUGGCUGCGGGGCCCUAAGCAGGCGCUUGGUUUACUUAUACUUGGGCCAUCUCUGCUACUACCUGUAGAGAUUCACCAAAGGGAGGAUUGAGUAGAAGAGUUUUUGAAUCGAGAAUUUAGCAUUUAGCGUCUCAGUUUUAAACAAAGCAAAACAGUAACCACAGUAUACUUUACGGUUCCAUUGUCUUACCAUACUUCAAUUUCUGUGCAGAGAUUUGGGGCAUUAACUAUAUGAGUUCAAUCAGUUCACUCAUUGUUCUCUAAAAAAGGUUAAUACGGGUCAUUCAUAAUAUCAGUUAUCUUGCAGUCAAAAUUAUUAAAACUUACAGACAUUGUGAAAUUCCAAACAGCACAAAUUAUGCGUAAAGCUAAAAAUAACCUUCAACCACAAAAUAUACAGAAUUUGUUUGGAAUCAUGAGGGGGGUUAUCAAUUAAGAGGGGAGUGUAACUGCAAAAUUAAUCAAAUCUGCACAAGCAGAAAACAAUUUUGCUUUUCAUUCUGAAGGUUGGGACUGUUGAAUGGUAUGGGUGAGGGGUUAAAACAAUGUCCAAACAUAAAACAAUUUUAAACAAAAUAUAAAGAAUAUGUUUUUAUGGGAUACAGGGAUGUACAAUCAUAGUAACAAUCGUCAAUAUCAUCAUUGUUUUGUUAUUUUCACUGUGGUGAUUAUUUUUAUUGCUAUUAUUAUUAUUAUGAUGAUUAAUAUUAUAAUACAUAUUUGAACCAUUAGAGUAGGAGAAGGGGUAGGACUUGACUUCUUCCUACUACCUUUUGAACAUGAAUUACUUUUUGUCAUUUGUUGUUGUAUUCUAUACUUUAUUAUUAUUUUAUAUGUUCAAAUAAACUUCAAUCAAUCAGUCAAAGAAUCUGUCCAGUAGAUUUUACCAUAAGUCCCCAUUUAUAUGUACUGUACUAUUAAAAUGAGGAUUAGUAAUGAACUUAUAGAAACUGUACUCCACACUAAAUAUGUACCUCUGAGUGUGCUCACAUAACAUAGCUGCUCUGACAGAAAUCUAUGUUUUGUCAUGUGUGUCUUUUAGUAUUUACAGAAUGAAAAACGCAGCUAUGAUGUCUACAGUGAGACAGUGAGGAACCUGUUUCAGGUAUUUCCAGCCACACCUAAUGUUCAAAAGCCCAGCCCUAACCACUGCAGGACUUGUGCCGUUGUGGGCAACUCUGGUAACCUGAAGGGAUCAUGUUAUGGACCACUGAUAAAUUCUCAUAACAUCAUCCUAAGGUAAAUACUCAAGUUCUUUAAAGUUCAUUAAAUUGGUCCACUUUGACUUAUUCCUGCUAAAGAUACAGAGUUAUUUCUGUUCACAAUUUAGGAUGAACACAGGUCGUACCACAGGCUAUGAAGCAGAUGUUGGGCACCGAACAACUCAUCGUAUUAUGUAUCCCGAGAGUGGCAUGGAUUUGGAUGACGACACUCAUCUUGUGCUGUUUCCGUUCAAGAUACAGGAUCUUGAGUGGGUCACAAAAGCUCUCACCACCGGCUUCUUUGGAACGUGAGUCAUAAUUUCAAACACACUGAUAAAGUAUGACAGGAUCUUUAAUCUUUUAGUGUUAGUCAGGAUUUUAAUUGAGUAAACACCGUCUUCAGACUAGUGAAAGCUGCUUGUGCACUGAGUAAGUGAAGACUAAAGAAGAGUUGACAGUUUUGAGACACUGUUUGGGAAGCACUGCUGCAGUGAAAUGAGCCCACUUUGGCAAUGAUAACAUCUUUUAUUGACUGGGACACAACACGCCACAAAAUGUUAUUGUGAUGGGUAGACCUGUAAUCUGUUGUUCCCAUGCUAACCGAUCUGAAAGGUGUAAUCUAAUCUGAUGUGCCUCUGGGGAAGAUGGGAAACCGACCAUUUACUUUUGCUGCACACAUCAUUUGUUUCUGGUCAGCAAUCACAUGCAAAUUUUUCUGCUGACUCAUCCAAAGGCUUUUGGUGAGCAUGUGAUAGGUCCCUUUUCCAACUUUCAUUUUCAAUGCUCUGAAAUCCAUUGAAAUUUCAUAGAUGUACCAUUUGUGCAGAGAUAGGAAUUGUGGAGUCACCAAGUCAUCUCCAUGCCAUGUAUUUGUUCUGCUCUGUCACUGAACCAGCUGCUUCCAAUGAGCAGCCAGGAAGGUGAGCUCAUCAGUGAAGGCACCUGGUUCAGUAAGUGAGCAGAACAAAUACAUGGCAUGGAGAUGACGUAGUGACUCCACAUUUUCCAUCUCUGCAUUUGUGUGGCCAGAUAACUGAGAAUGAAAAGGCAGCUUGACAAAGUUGUGCUUGCAUCAUAUCACAAAAUCUGCCAGUACGUCUGAGAUUACAGAAUUAAUUGUUUUAUGAGGUCUGUUGUAGACGUUAAUGGAGCUUGAUUGUUUUACUACUCCUGCAUCGUAUAGUUGCUCUGAUGACUCUUAUCCCACAAUAAAUCCUUUAGGAAACCGUAUCUUUGCCCUAUCACAUAUCAUCGUUAAGGCUUCCUUAACUUGUAAAGCAAUAGGUUAAUGAAGUUGUGCCAUGUAUCAGAACCCUGGAUAUUUCUCUGCAAGUUUGAGCAGCCUAGCGCAUAGGGGGAGGAGCGUGCAAAUGAUUGUCAGCAAGGACAGUUAAAAUUUAUCUGUCUGCCUAAUAGAAAAAGAUGAGUCUGUAGAGGUUUGACAGCCAACAACCAAGAAGACUUCCCUCCGAUAAAGGCUGUAACAUUACAAAAAUAAUUUUUUUGAAACCAUGUUGUAUCAUUCUUCGUUAAGUUGUUGCCAAGUUUCAAUUCUUAACAUUUUAUUUCUAACAGCUCAUAUAUGCCAGUAAGACACAAGAUCAAAGCUAAUAAGGAUUUGGUGAGUAUAAUUUGUUAAAAGUUUGUGACCAUAAAAGAAAUGCUCAGUAAAAGUCAUAAAACCAUGUUGAUGUUAUUUCUAAUUCAAACAAACAGGUGAUGGUGAUCAAUCCAGCCUUUAUGAAGUACGUCCAUGAAACCUGGCUGGAAAAGAGGGGCGGUUAUCCUUCCACUGGAUUUAUGUCUUUGAUCAUGGCCCUGCAUAUUUGUGAUGAGGUGAGGGGACUUUUGCACUGUUGCGGGGUGACGCAGCUCAAGGGAGAACAUUUAUAAUCAUUUCUUCAUGGAAAUGCAUUCGGACCAAGACGCUAAGGCAGAAGAACUACGGCUUCUGCGGUGCAAAAUGAUCAAUAUGGUGAUUAUUACUUAAAGGAAAUGAUAAAGAAAUGAUCAUAAAUGUUCUUCCUUUAACUGCGUCACCCCUCUGUAGUCUGUAAUGGACUGGACUUAUAUGUUUCUCGUUACAAACAAGCGGCUGCUGGAAGAGAGUAGGUGAGUUGUGUUUAGUCUCUUUGAUAAAGAAAUUAGGCAAAGCUGAAAAGAUGUUUGAUGGCUAGUGCUGUGGCUGGGACCCUAUAUGUACUGUUGAUGAAGUUAGGUGCUAUUCUGAGCUUUAUUUGUGGCUAUAGAGUGGCGUUUUGGUUGACAUUUGUUUUUGGCUCCUCAGCCCGCUGUGUAUUGCUAUGGUGCGGUUUUUACUAAAAUUGGUAUAACUAGAGAAGCAAGCGGUCGGCAACAUUCAUCUCUCGAGGGGGUGUCUAACUCUGUGUUACGAUGUGUUUGACCCUAAAUUAAUUGUACGCCGGAAUAUCCCUUUAACUCCUUUCAAUGAUGUUUAACAAAAUGUCCCUAAUGUUGCUGUGACAGAUUUAUACCAUUUAUGAAAAGAUGAUAAAUAGUUAGUUUACAUUAAAGUCAGAAAUGUAUUGUAAUUAAGAGAGACUUUUACUCUCAGGGGCUAACUCCUGGACAAUAGUGAGUGGUCUCUGACACCAUAAAAAUUAAGCAUCCAUCACUUUGGUCAUGGUUUAGCGCCAAUCCAUGAAUUAAAUUAUGUUAGCAACUUGCCAUAUACACCCAAAAACUUCAGUACCUAAAGUGGACAUAGAUUUUUUUGUGUUUAGGUAUAUAUCUGCUGUAUACAAAUGCUCAAUUAGCUGAACUCUAUCUCCAUAUAAAUGAUUAGCUGGUAGCAGAGGGGGUACUUAUUUCCUAGUUAUUUUCUAGAGUUAAGGUGAGGCCAAGAUUUCACAGUAAUUUCACUUUAUAUAACUCAGCUCCUCCCUUUGAGCAAGAAUAGCUCAACUUGAUAAAACAACAAAUACACAGCUAUGCAGGCAGGCAGGAACUGGUUUGGUUGCAGUUUUGUAGACAGAAAGUAGGGCUUUAUAUUUGAUGUGGGCUACUACUGGUAGCCAAUGGAGAGAGAUUAAAUCAGAGGAGUGACUUGCAGUUCUGGGUUGGCUGAAACCCAGGUGGACUGGAUCAUCUACAGUGGUAUGUGCCAAAGGAAAGGCCUGCAAGUAAGGACUGGCAGUAUUCAGUGGGUGAUAUUACAAAAGCCCAUACCAGUUGCUGUGUUGUUUGCUCCAUCAGGACCAAUACUUAGUCAUUCAAUGUUUGUUUUUUCCCCAGGUCCAUGUAUUUGGCUUUGGAGCAGACAAAGAUGGGAACUGGAAUCAUUACUGGGAAGAACUCAGGAACAAAAAGUUAAAAACUGGAUUACAUCCUGGGACUCAUGAGUAUGAGACUAUCCUAAGACUUGCCAGACACCUUAAAAUCAAGUUCUACAUGGGGUCAUGAUCCUUCUUGGCAGCAACUGGUGGAUAAUAUUUUCUAAUAUCAUGGAAAAACGUUGGCAGGAGGGAAUAUUCAGUAAGUAUGUAUUCCCUUAUUGUAUCAAUGGGAUCAGGGGUGUGGUAGAUGGAUGGUAUUUGAAUUUCUUUCGCCCGGCAGGCAAAUGCAUGUUUUGACGAUGAGACUGAUAACCAUUGCAAGAGACUGAUUGUCAAAUCAAGAUUCAUAUCUAAAGUUGUGUAUUUAUCGAUAGAUAUUGUACAUACUUCUCACUGCAGAGUGCCCUUAGUGUUUGAUGAACAGAAGACAACCAAGAAUGUCAAAUGGUUGAAAAGUGGAACUAAAAGAUGUAUGCACUAGAUCACAGUUUUCUUACAUAUAGGCCAACAAUUUCAUACUUGUGUUUGUUUUGUUAUUUUGUGGAAGACCCUGAUGGGUGAUAACUCAAGGAAAAAAAAAAAUAGAGGACACCUUUUCAUACAUAGUUUUAGUAAUUUUUAAAUAAGCACUUCAAAUCUUUGGUUUUCUGUACUUAAAAUGGCUGAAGUUGAAUAAGUAUGGUGGUGUAUUUAUAUAUGUUAAAUCAUAGAGGGUGCUCUUGCAAUUCUUAUUAUGCAGCAAAUCCUCAUUUCACUGCAGUGUGCUGGAGAGUCAUGAAAUAAGAGAACACCACUUAUUUAAAUCCAAUAACAAGCCAGUUUGUAAUUCAUUAAAAAUGUAGAAUAUUUAAGAAUGCGGGUUUGCAGAUCAUCAUGCAGUGAAACAGUUAUGACUUUGUUGUGACUUGAUAAAACGCAGCAGACCAACACCACAGGGUGACAUGGCACCACAAACCAGACUGUGGAAACUCCACACUGGACAUCUAACACCUGCCUCUCCAGCCUCUAAAAGAUAGAUAGGAAUGCAACAGUUGUAGUCUGUUUCUUACAUGGGUCUAUGGUCCCUGAUGCACAGGCACAAGCCCCAGUCCACUCUCACAAGUGAAGCUGUCCUAAGGUCUUAAUAUUCUUCCCAAGACUACGAUCUUCUCUUUUACUUAUGUUUUCCUACCUCAUCACCUCUUCCAACACUUUUCCCUUCCACUCAACUUUCUAUUUAUAUACAACAAUCUUUAUUUUGCCAGAAUCGAUCUGUUGCCAAAGGUAAUUUAAGCUGGUGAAUUUAUAAUAAAAUGUAUCAGAAUUACAUUAAAACAAUUUAAUGAUUUCACUGUCUCCAAGUGAGGAAAACGGAACAGCUUAGCACAAUUUCCAUUUUUACUAAUGCAAAGUGUUGUGGCUGUUACUGUGGACAUAAUGUUUCAUAAUUUUCCACUCAUGUUUCUGACCACUCUGAUAUUUGUAUAAUUUUUGUGUGUUUAUUUAUCAAGUUGUGGGUGUUAAAAUAUCAGGAAAUAGAUAUGUUUGAUCUACAGGAAGACACAAGACAAACAUUUGACUGUAUUUGCUUGAAGUUACAGGAUGUGUACGUAUGUGAAAUUAUAUUAUCAUAAAAAUGUAACCGUAAAAGUUAUAAAUAAACAAGAAAAUCCUCCACUGUACAGCAGCACGAUUAUUAAUACACUCUGUACUCAUCCUGAGAAAACAACAGGUGUUGAAGUUGUGGGUAAUCACAAGGGACUUAAUGUCUUAUUCCUGUGGGUAUGUUGAGUGGUUGAGACUCCAUGGUAACAGGUUGGCUCUUGAGUUGUUUUGUAACCUACCUGAGCACAUACAGGAAUAUAUUUACUAUGUGGUCUUGUUCUUUGAAAUGCACAUCUAACAUAGGAGCAAAUUUAUGGCAGCAACAUAUGCUGCCUAAACACCGGGGACAUAAAACUGAAGCUGGUUGAUGGUGGCCUAUUUUCAAGAGCAUGCCCCACUGUCCAGUAGAGGGCGUGCUUCAGAUUUGUAAAAUGAGUGGGGGUUUGACUGAAAGUUUACAGCCUCAUUCAUGAAACCAGGAACUGCUCAACCUCUGUUUCUUCUUUCAGAGAGCUGAGGGUUCCGCUUCUCAAACUGUAGAAAACCUUUUUCUAUUUCAUUUGAGAGUAAUUUAGUUUAGUUGUUCAUCUGUACCUCAGUCUUUUAUAUUGCAGUCUUUUUUGUUUUGCCAAGUUUGUAUGCAAUAAAUAAAUUUGUCAAUUAUUACCAUGCUCAAAUAAAACAGGGAAACGGAAAGAGAUCAGCCGAGUUCUUGGGUAAAUACAGUAUCCUGCACAUGAAGUAAAUGUUGCCAAACCUUGUCAGCAAACCAGGAAGUAUUUUUAUUCCUUUAACUAUUAUUCCUUUUUAAUUUUCCAGAGGGAACCUUCCCAAAAGGAUAAAUAAAGUUCUAAUGUAAUUUUAUCUAUCAAUCUAAUCUAAUCUAGUAAAAUUUAAAAAGUUCUUUGGAAAAUGUUUUAUCUGCUUAAUUACACUCUACAAUUUAGUAGUUUAGCAUCUGCAUUUUAAAUUGUGCAUUUUAAUUCACUUAUUUAUUUAAAAUAUUAUGUUGUUAGUAAAUCUUACUUUUAAGGCUUCUGUGAAAACAAUUGCAGGUAAUUGCAAUGUUGGCAUACUGACACGAUUGCAUGAAGGUUUUAUAUCUCUUCACCUUUUAAUUUUUUUCCCCUAUGCAAAAUUCAUUAAGCACCCAGGCAGCAAAUGAUUGAAUUAAAACCACUUGUUUAAGGGACAGGGGCGUUUAUAUGGUGACCGUAAAUACAGGACAUGUCCUGGAAAUGGGAUGUUUGGUAACCCUUGCAUCUAGCUUAAUUAAAAACACCUAAAAUUUGAGGACAAACCUCUCAGUGAUACGCACAGCCUAUACAUUAUCAAGAUUAUUCUCUUUUGUAUGACAAAAAAACUCACUGAGAAAAAAAAAAGAUUAUUCAUAUUAAAGCUAUAACAGAUAUCCUUAAACCAAUAAGGGUCCGCUCAUCUAUAUUUCAACACCAAUAUAUUUUAUCAAGAAGCUGAGUCAGCGCUGAGACGACCGGUAUGUUUAACAAAGGAGUGACUUACUUUGCAGGCAAGAAUAAAACAUGUGUUUGUGUUACAGGAUCUCAGACUAAACUGUUACAGUAGUAAUCUGUUUGUAUAAGGUCCAGAUCAAAGCAUCAAACAAUCACUUCAAUCACACAGUACCAGGAAGGCUGAAAGAGUAUAUUUGUCUAUCAGUUUACACACCUGACCAAAGCAAAGCCAUGACUAAUACAAAAGUUUGCAUAGAAGCACACUUUUAGUAGCCAGGCUACACUUUUGGCACCAAAGCUGUGAUUGUAAAAUAAUAAUCUUUUCAGGCUUAUACCCAGUGACAACAAUACAUGACAAGAGCUCAUCAUAAAAAGGGGGAGUACACAACCAAAGUAUUUUCCAUUAUUAUAUCGUCAGAAACAGAUGAUGUUCAAGUACCUUACCAGUCCCCCAAGUAUCUUUAAAUCUUGUCUUUUAUUUGUACGAUAUCUGUGUUGAAAUAGCUGGUGACGCAGGUCAGCAAAGUUUUCUGAUAAGUAUUUGCAGAAUAACUCACCACAGGAUGUGUUCAAGAUGAAAUCUUGCCAAUCGACCAGGAAGUAAGCUUGUGUGGUUAUUCUUUAACCAGUUCAAUAAAACUUUUUUUCCUUUUAGUCAUUUCUAAAUCAGUGUUGUAAUCAGUGGAUCUGCUUUUCCUGAUGUACCAUGACUAGCUUAGAAAUUUUGAGCAACUGACUCUUAAUUUCCUUCGUUCUAAUAGAUAUUUAUACAGCAGUUUGUGUUGUAAAUAGUGUCAUGUAGUCGCCUGGUGUCGCCAGAUCUGUCAGCCAGCUCAUUCUCAUUUUAGCUGGUAUGUAGGUCUAGAAGUACUGCUGGGCCUUUGUUAACAUUUUUCCAUGUGAUCCGCCCCGCUAAGACAUCAAACUUUGUAAUGUUUAAUUUACUUGAAAGGCACUUUGCUUUAUUUUUUCAGACAUUAGGGCACAAAGGAGGGCAACUGCUUUUGUACACUAACUGUAACCCUAACCAUUGCGCCCCAAUUAUACCACUGUGGCCACUCUUCCUGGCUGCUCUAACACAUUUCAUAAUCAUUAUCUAAUUUUAGUGUUCCAUAUCUCACUAUCAUGAGUUGGACCCUUUUGUAUAUGAACCAGGCUAUGAGAUACAUGAUUUAUGAAUUGACUGAAGUUCUUCUUAUCUUAUCUUAAAUACGUAAACAGAUAAAAAGUACUUAGGGAUGUAAUAAUUAUGUAAUGUAAUGUAAUAAUAACAUAACAAUACUAUACUAUAAUAGAAUCAGUAUGUGGUGUUAUUUGUAUAAAAGAUGUAACAUAGAGCAAAGUCACGCAACGGCUGCAAAGCAGUAAGAUGACAAAAAAAAAAAAACAUGACUGAUUACUGCUCCAUUAUAUUUAGCAGUUUUUGUUUUUUUAUAACUACAAUUAAGGUUUAAACGACUAUGUGGUUGUUGUCAGAAAUACCCACAAAUUUUUAUCAAUAGUACAUUUUCUUAAGUGCUACUUUAUAGCCAAUGGGAGACCCUAUUGAUAAAGUGAUGUUCGACACCAUACACAAUCUAUAAUAGUUGUAAACAUUCAAUCAAUCAAAUAAAAUCCACUAACACAGGGACAAACUUUGAGUAUUACAAAUAAGGUAAACUAAAUAAAUGGUGUGUCAUUUAGACGCUAGCCUACACUUAAGCUGUUAUAUAUUUUCAUUGAUGUUUAUACUAGAGGAACAAAGGCACUAACAUACACCGGGGCACACUGAUGUUAGCAUUGAACACUUUUGUAUACAUGAUUGAAUUCAGAUUUGCAAUUUUUUGAGAACAAAUUACGUAAAAUAACAUUAUUAGCCUAGAUUUAAGUUAUUACAUUAUGAGCCAGAUUUGGGAAAAUCUGUGCCACCUUGUCUUCGAAAAGUGAAUGAAUAGCCUAUUAUGUACUGUCUCUACUGUACUGUUAAAAAUGUUUGUGGAGUUUAGGGCCCUCAACAUUUUCUGAAAUGUGGCAUUGCCGAAAUACAAUUGGCAGCAAUUAGGCUCCCACACAAACGAAGUUCAUAUCUUUUUUUCUGAUGCAAAACCCACAAAUAUGGGAAAACAAGACAAAAUAAAAAAACUAUACAAGCAUGAAAAUAUAUUGCCCCUAUUCAUUGGUGGUCAAGCACCAUAAGCAAACCUGAAAAAUAGGUUGGUAACUAGACACGGAUUCAGUGGAAUGAUGUAAACACACAUCUAAAGAAAACAAAGCCUCUUGUAAUAGUAGACUCUGGGAAGAUUUCUGGAGCCCCUGGGUGGAACAAGGUGUUCUCAAGCCAGUAGUUCUAAGGUGGUUAACAAAGGAGAGGGAGACUCAUAUUCUUUUAUCAGCUUUUUUAAUAAAUGCGGUCCUGAAUCCACUACCUCUGGGUAAGAUGAGCCAAAGGGUAAGUUGAGCCAUCCCCUGUUGCUUGGAAACGGUAAAAGAAAUUGAUCAUGUGACCAAAUAUUUAGAAGAUGGACAACAAUUCAUGGAGUCUCUGAAGGUUAGAAGCACAUGGGUGAAGGAGUUAGACAUUUAUUUACAAAAAAUAACAUUUUUUCACUCUUAAAAGUGAAUUUAGUCUGUCAUAAGUUUUUUUUUUUUUUUUACCAAACAGCUUUUUAGCAGUUAAGAAUAAGAAUUGAUCCCCAAAGGAAUAUUUAAUUGUCUGUCGUCUCAUUUGUCAUGUCAAUCUACAACCCCCCCCCCCCCCUCUUAUCACAGUGUGAUAAGAAACUGAUAACCACAGGUAACCGGAACAACUUCGUUCUCAUUCAUCCUUGCAGCGCCUCAGCGCUUCACACAAUGUGGAAGCUCAAAGUGGGUUGUUCCAGCAGCGAAACUAGACACUCAUUGGAUAAAUGCUGGGCUUUGUCCCGCCCAUCGGACGCUCAGCGUCUCUGGAGUUCUAUGAUGAGAGGGCGGUCCCAACUUUCUCGCGGACGCUGAGCUUCUGCAUCCAUGAUUGAAUGAGCUGUCUGAGGCGAAAUCCGUUUUUGAUUGACAGCUAAAAAGCGAAUCAGCGAUCUUGAAGAAUAAAACAUCUACCAGAGCAUUUUCCAAGUUAUUCAUUCCGUUGUUCUUAACUGCUCCGGAGACUUUACGGAUCCUCAGCGACUUUUGUCUUUGUUAAAAACGAAAAAAAAAAACACAAUUAUGAUGUAGGCCAGAAAAAUGAGCUUCCCGUCCUUGAAAGACCAGCAGCCGCCACUGAUAUGUAGUAGGGAUACGGUUCAACUUACCCUGCUCCCCCUGAGACCACUUUUUUGGCAUGCUAUAUUAUCAAGACAGUUAUGUUUACACUCAUUCUGUUGGUUUGCAGGGAUGCACAACAUCUUGAAAUAUAUGCAGAUACACUAGUUAGAGACAAAACUAUGAUUGUCUUGAUGUAGUGAUUCGAAAUAUGAAAAAUGGCUCAUCUUACCCCAGUCUCCCCUACCAUUACGUUGGCCACAGGUUUCUGUGCUGCCUUGCUGAGACAGCACGUCAUCAGACCUGUAACGGGAAGCGGGUGUCGUUUGGGGUUUCAUUCAGUCUGCCGGUGAGUUAACGACAGGUAGGGGUUAAAUUUAUGGGGAGAUUCCAACUAACCCAAACACAGAAAGCACCGGUUUAAAAAAAAUGACCCUUUUAUUACGCAACUUUCCGCCAAAUGUGCGAAUAGUUGUAACAGCUGUUCAGAUAGGAAGCGAAGUUAAGUUUCGCAAUGGUGGUUAGAUAAACACGCGAAAUAUGUGUGUGCUGAAAAACAUAGGGAGUUUUCGGAAAGUUCAACCGCUACUGUAUCUGCUACAAUAUAAGACGCACUGGGUAGGUGGCCGCUGUCAACGGGGUCACAGUCUGCACCAUAGACUGUAUGGUCUGAACACACAAGGUGUUCUGCUGUAGAAUGCAUCCCUGCCGUAGAACGCACAACAGGUGUUGUGCCGUAGAAUGCAUCCCCUGACGGGAGAGCGGUUCAAAGUAAAUAACAAGGCGAAAAAAAACAAGAUCUCCUUAACAUUGGAUGGAUUCAAAAACGUGUGUCUUUAAUGGUUUCUGUGAGGCUAUUCAGAUAAUAUUUGCUGUCCCGAAAAUAUAACGUUCUCUACCUUGACAGCUAACUGUACUCUUUACAUACCCAAGUACAGCUCUAUUGUGCAUUUUUGAGACACAUAAAAACAGAACGAAAGUUAGCUUCUCCAUUUGACAUGUUGUCAUAAUCCAAUACUCGAGUAGUACACUUACAUCUAAAAGGACCGCUUUCUCAAACCACACCCUCUUUUGUCACGGAAGUGCUCAGUCCCGUGGGUUUGGUGAGAUGUCAGCAUUGCUAGAUGGUCAUGGAGUGGAUUAAUUCUCCCAGAAACUGAAUGGAGGAAUUCUAGUCAGAUAAAACGGAGAAACUGCUGAAUGUCCGACUGUCACCACAGGACGGGUAGAAUUUCGCUUCUACCAGGUAAGACAGCAAGAAAUAAACCACUCAAGUUUGACAACAGCAACUAACAAAAACUUGCAUUGCAGCAGAAAAACGGCUAAAUUCACCUGGUAUAUGAAUUUGUUUACACAGUGAGCUCUCUCGACUGCUUAGCGUGUGACAAUGUUGAACAAAUAAGAGUUUCUCUGUCUGUUAUCAUGUCUCUGUUUUCACACUUGCUCUUUUUAGAUCAUGAUCACAGAUCGAGACUCACAGAGAAGAGAUGAAUUCUAAAGGGAAGGCGCUUGUCUUCCUGCUGUGUGUGACCGGUGUGUCUGUGUUGUUGAGAGGAUAUGCAUUGAAGUACUGCGAUUUGAAGUAUCAAAGCAUUUGUGCCUGUAAGAGGUGCUUAUCAGAAGAUGAUCAGUGGUUUAUGAAGUUUGUCAACAAAUCAGUUAAACCAUUUUUAUCAGCAAAUACCAGUCUCCCAGAGAGUGCUUUUAACUGGUGGAAGGUAAGUGACCACCUAGAUUUACAUAAACAUUUUAAUUGUCUUAUAUGUAGCCUAUGUUGUGUGUUCAUUCACUGAUAUGGUGUGUUUUUCAGCGCUUACAAGGAGAAAGAGGCAGCUACAGUGCCUACAGUAAAACAGUAGAAGGACUAUUUGAGAUAGUCCCACCCAAACCAGAUCUUGUUGAACCCAGUUCAUACCGCUGCAGGACGUGUGCUGUGGUUGGUAAUUCUGGCAACCUGAAGGGGUCACGUUAUGGACCUCUAAUUGAUUUUCAGGAUGUUGUCAUAAGGUAAAUCCAGGGCUCAGAAAUAAGUUUCUGUUUUGAUUGUGUUCGGUCAUUUAAAAGUCUAAACAUGAAUCUAUAAAUCAAAGCACAAGUAGUCCCCUGUGGUUUUUCUGCACAGCUGAGAUCUAACUAUUUCACUCUGUACAAUGUAGAAUGAACACAGGUCGCACCAAAGGCUAUGAAGCAGAUGUUGGGAAUAAAACAACUCAUCAUAUAAUGUAUCCUGAGAGUGGCAUGGAUUUGGAGAACAACACUCAUCUUGUGCUGUUUCCAUUCAAGAUACAAGAUCUUCUGUGGGUCACAAAAGCCCUCACCACAGGAUUUACUGGAACGUGAGUCCUGUCCUUACAUCUUAUCCAUAACGCUUGUCAUUUUUUGUGUAAAAAAAGACUCGUUACAUUGAUAAUAUAUUUUUUUAUUACUUCGACUGAUCCAUUCACCGACGUACCAUUGAUUGAGUCACACAGAGCAGAUAUCAUUAUAUCUGUGUAGAAGUCAAUUAGAGGUUCUUCAAACAGAUUUAACUCCUAAACCUGUAAGUAAGAGUCCACUAAAAUGGACUUGCUGGUUUAUUCAGGACACGCCAUAAACAUACUUUUUAAAAUGUUAGGGGUUCUCAAUAGUUUUCCCAAGUCUGUCUAACUUGUUGCAUGUACCAUUUUGCAUACAGAUGCAACAUUAUACCCCACUCUAGACCCCUCUAUUAUGUUUGAAUGCAUGCUUUGCACAAUUCUAGCCAGACCUUAGCUUAAGUAAAUGAUUGAAGUUGUUCUGACUGUUGGAAGGACGGGAAUGGCAGGGAUGGGCAUCCAUGGGUGAUGCCGGUGGUGGCUCUCUUGGUGCAAGUUGUGAUUUUUUUCAAAGUGCUUUUAGUGGGUGCUAAUUUACCAUGCUUAUCGCCUCUAUUGUGGGAAUCAACAAAUAAAAAAUGGUGAAUUAAAAGGGAAAAAAGGAAGAUUGAACAAGACAUGUUUGGACACACAUUUGGCAGAGACAAAUCUCUAGAAAAUCAGAUUUAACUAAAGGUUUGUUCUUGGAUUAACUAGGAUUUAGUGGCUUUCUUGAAAGUACUGAAGUGUGAAAUAUUAAGGUAGGGAGUUUGAGUUUCUGAGCAAAAGAUGUGUGGCUGAAUGAAAACUAGUAUUACCACUUGAAGCUGCCGUGGGCCAAAAUAAAAGCUGGCCUUGUCUUUACUAUCAAGGCAAAAGCAAUAUACCUGUCUUCCCUGAUUUAACACUUCUCUUUUACUGACCCUCGUGGCAAAGGAAACACAACUGAUUUUCAUGAUUUGGAUAUGAACUUAGUACCUCACAGUCUGUACUUUUUGUUGUACUUUGUAAGAUAAGAAAUUUUACUGGCUUACAGGAAGACCAGGUAGGAUGUAUUAGCAGUUUAUCAAGUGUCCUUUUCAUGCUGCACACAGGAUAUGGGUGUUUUAUGACCGUAUUUGUAGAGACACUAUAUUUGCACAGGUCUUACUCAUACUUUUCUUCCCAACACAUUUACUCAUUCUCAGAACAAUAGAGAAACACUUAGUGUCAUAAUAAGAUAAAGUUUUCAAACUAUUUAAAUAAUCUCAAGGACAUUUUAAAUUCCUCAUUUUGUAAUGCUUGAUGUUUUACUGUAAGGAAAUAAUUUGUAUGUCCAUGUGCACUCAGAACAAUGAAGUGACGUCAGCAGUUGAAUGGUCACAAAACUGGAAACACCUUUCAGUGCCAAGCAGGAACUUUUGUAUCACAGCUGUCACAAAUAAUACAAAACCGUCAACAAUUCAACUUUUAGGUUAAUAUUUUUGAGUAUGGUGGCGAAUUGGUUUAUGGUUCACAUGCUUGAUCAUCUGUGCUUUUGGUUUCAUUGAUAAGGAAUGAUAGCUGAUACUUGACUACACUCACGUAGACUAGCAAAACUCGUCUUUCAGCUUGUACAUGUGAACCCCUUUGACUACUAUUAUCUUUUGUCAGUGUGUUUCUCGCCUGGUUGUGCAGGUUUGUGUUCCUAUCUCUAGAGUUUCCACCUUGGCCUCAUUUUGGUCAGUUUUACUACUGACAGGAACUUAAUUAGGCCAGUAGUAUUCACACAUUGUUUUGAACUUAGUUUUCUCAACCUGAAGCAAAAAUAAUAUCUGUAUAGAUUUAACUUGAACCAAACAAGAGGUCUAGAUUUUGCCAUCAAACAAUGCCCUUGCUCCAGAGGAAGAGAAAACUUUUUCUCUUUUGUAUCUAUUUUUCAUAUUCCUUUGUCUAUCUGCUUAGAAUUUUCAACCUGCACCUUCUUACUGUGCCCCUCUAUUACUUUUCUUGAACACUCAUCUGUAGGAACUGAUUUGCAAAAAAAGAUGAGGCAUGGCUGAGCGUGUGACCAAACGAUGUUUAAAAGGGCUGGUAUGCACGCAGUCUUAUUCAGUAAGCUAAACCAGAAUGUUUUCAUAGUACACAGCCCUUUUUCUGUGGAAUAAGUGUGCAAGACCAUUCAGCAACAGACCUAGAGUCACCUGCUUGGCCAGUUCAUCCACACAUACUAGCACCAAAAUUACAGCCAGUGAGCUGAGAGCUGAAGUAGAGGUAAGGUAAGAUAAGAUAAGAUAAGAUCAUUUCCUUGCAAACAUAGAAGAGUAAGUACACUCAUCAUGCAAACAGUGCACUGGUCAUUAUGGAAAAGUUAACUUAGACCUCUACAGAAAAUGUUUAUACUAAAUAGAGAAAAAAAUGUAAGCAACAACAAAAAACUAAAAUGGUUCUUUACACUGUGAAUAAAAAGAAUUGGACAUGUUAUUGCACAUUAUUUGAGUUAUUAUACCUGAGAAAAAUGAGGAUUUUUGCAGUUAUAAAUAUCCAGCCUGUCAGUAUUGCACAUGGAGCUAGCAUGUAGUUAUUGUCUGUUAGUUGUGCUUGAAAAAUCUAGACUACUUGGAACUGGCUUGGUUAAACAGUCUGACUGCAGCAGGAAGGAAAGACUGUGGUAUCUCUCUGUCACACACCGCAGGUGAAGAAGCUUGUCACUGAAGGAGACGCCCAGUGCUGUUACAAUCCUCUGCAGGGCGUAGGAAACAUUACCCAUGACAUAUGAUAGCUUUGCCAUCAUCCUCCUGUUCCCCACCACCUCUAGAGGGACCAGAGGACAGCUCAGUACAGAGCCAGCCUUCCUCACCAGUUUGUUCAGUUUGUCCCUAUCUGCACUCGUGAUACUGCUGCUCCAGCAGAUAACUCUAUCAAGGAUGGCUGAGGCCACUACAAAGUCAUAAAGGGUCUUCAGGAGAGCACCCUGCACACCAAAAGACCUCUGUUUCCUCAGUAGGUGGAGUGUACUUUGGCCCUUCCUGUAGAGUGAGUUUGUCUUGUCAGUCCAGACCAGUUUAUUGUUCAGGUGAACACCCAGGUGCCUGUAAGAGUCCACAAUUUCAACGUCUUUUCCCUGAAUGUUCACCUGUGGGGGAGGGGAGGGUCUGCCACUGCAGAAAUCUACCGCUAGCUCCUUGGUUGAUCUGGAGGAGGACCCGCUAACACCAGUCCACAAAGAGCAUUGGGUCUCUUGGCGGUUAACUUUAUUGUGCUACAGAGGGCUAACAGCUCAUCACCGGUGAAAACAAUAGGCACGCUGCUGUGUGUGGAGACUGCAGUGGAAGCAAAUAUUUUUCAAAAUGCUCCAGUGUAUGUUUUCAGGAAUAAAAAGCUAAAUCAAAAGUUUAAAAAGGGAAAAAAACAAAACAAAAGGGGGAAGGGUUGCUGUAACUGGUGCCCCCCUGUGCAGCACAGGAAGCCUUAGAGCCAAAACUUGUCUCCUCAUCAUCAAUCUUGUUUAAGUCUGUGUGAUGUAGACCUAAAAAUAACUAAAGAAAAUAACUGACUCAUUAUAAUAUGUAGCUAAAUAAAAUUGAAAAAGAAACACAAGGAAAAUAUUUGUUAUCAUUAAGCUGUAUUUUAUUCAUCAUAAUAGAACAACACACCGGCAAGUGGUUGUUUUCAAAUUGAUUUGCUGUCAUUUAGGAUGCAGUUUCAAUAUGGAAAGGUGUGAGGGAUGCACGGCUUGUGAGGGCUGUCUAUUUGUUUAUCUUACCCAUUCAUUUGCGUAUCUUAUCCAUUCAUUUGUAUAUGUAAUCUAUCUCUAUAGCUCAAUCUAUAUACAAGUUUCCUUAUCCGGUAAGACCCACCCAGCCAUAGUGCCAAAACUACUGUCAGAUGGUUUGCCAUGAUAUGACUUUUAACUGACCAGCCAACUUUCCUGACCUGAACCCCAUAGAUGAUCCAUAAGAUAUUUGUACAGAAACACCUUACCCAAAAAUACAGACAACCUGAAGGAUGUUUUUAAAGCAAUGAGGACUUCAAUACCUUAUCAGCAGUGUCACAAACUGCAGAUCUUUUCCUUACCGUACCAUUAUGAUGCAGUAAUUUGUGGUAAAAGAGCCCUAUUUAAUUAUUGAAAGCAUAAAUCCAUGUGAAUGAAAGUAUUUAUUUGUGAUUUAAAUCCUUUUUUUUCCUGGGAAAUAUCUUGAUAAUUUUACAAGGCAGAUAUAAGUUUUAUGUGUAAAAUGGUUUGAAUCAUUAAUUUCUAUGUAAAUUAACCAAAAGAAAUAGAAUUGAAUGUAAUUAUGUUCAAAACAAUUAACCUUUUCUUUGAUACUUUUAAUUUAUUGAGAUACAUGUUUACCUCUGCAGGUUUGCUCCCAUAAAAACUGCCAACCUAGAACAGGAACAGAGAAGCCUGAACUCAUUAAAUUUUAUUGUAAAUUUCAGGGUAAAGUCCGAUGUGUUUGAUAUUGGCAAAGUAAUACUGAACUUCCUGUUGAUGUUGCAUUUUAAAGGAAUAUCUGUACUCAUAUUUACUCUUGAAAGACCUCUAAACAUCAAAUGCCUGAAAACCUGUUGCUAUUUUGAUGCACAACCUAACAUUUAACUUUUUUUCAACAGCUCAUACAUGCCAGUAAAAUCAAAAAUCAAAGCAAACAAGCAGUUGGUGAGUAGUUUUUGAAUGAUCUGUAAUAACAAAUUUCAUAAGCUGUCAGAUUUGAUAUUUGAGCUAAAAAAAAAAUCUAAAGGCAGUUUCUGAUUUAAAACAGGUGAUGGUGAUCAGUCCAGCCUUUAUAAAGUAUGUCCAUGAAACAUGGCUGCAGAAGAAGGGCAGGUAUCCUUCCACCGGAUUUAUGGCUUUGGUUAUGGCCCUGCACAUUUGUGAUGAGGUGAGUUUAUUCUCAUGGUUUGUUUGUAAUCUGUUGUAAAGCAAUAGGACAGUGAUUACCAAGGGGACACAAAUAAUUGAUCAGUGAUCUUCUAUGAGACUCAUUUGUACUUAAGCACCAAGUCUGGAAGCAUUAGCCUGACUUCUCACUGCUCGCUCGGUUUGAUCACAUGUUAUUUCCAUCAUUCACGACUUAUCUAUGACAGUUAAUGAUGAUGUGUUUAUUUCUGUUUAUCCCAGGUCCAUGUGUUUGGUUAUGGAGCGGAUAAAGAUGGAAAUUGGAGCCAUUAUUGGGAAAAACUCAAAAACAAAAUGUUACGAACUGGGGUACAUCCUGGAUCCCAAGAGUAUGAUUUCAUCUUACAACUAAAAGAGAAACAAAAAAUCCAGUUUUAUUCUGGAUGGUGAUAUAUCCUACAGGAGCGGCUGUGGCUCAGUGGUAGAGUGGGAUCGUCUCUUCUUAAUUAAAGUCCAGGAGUUUGAUCCCAGGUCCCGCUGUCCACAUGUCAUAAAUGUGUAAAUGGGAUUCCUAAAUACUGAUAGUGCUUAACAUAGACUCUGCUAUCAGUGUGUGAAUGUGGUGUGAAUGGAUGAAUGUGACAUGUAAUGUGACUCUUUCUGACCGACUUCAACACUGUGAACGUAACACCUCUGUGAACUAAAAAUGGAAAUGUACAGUCAUAGGUUAUAGGCAUAGCACAGAACUGACAACUCAUGUGAAGCAAUUGUGGCUGAUCUUGUCAAAGGAACACGGACGAAUUCAGGGAUUUUUAAUGUGAGGGAGUAAUUUAUAACAUUCAUGACAACACAGGAUAACUUGUUUCAAUUACACUCUGCUGUUUUUUUUUAAUAAUCUUUUCUAAUUGUUAUUGUUCACAGCAACAAAGAAAUGAUCACAGCACUCAGCUUGACAGGUUUUGCCCCAAUUGUAAAUUUAUUGUAAUGACCUCUAAAUUUAAUUUAUUGUUGGCAAAAAUUACAUUUUAUUUUAAUUUCUUUUGUUUGCGGUGAAAUUAAAGUGUUGACAUAAACAUAAAAUGUCUUUUGGACGGUAAGUUUAAGGUAAUAGCGCAUUGGGUGUUUUCUUGUACAAAUGAUAGAGACUUAUGGUUUUCUAUUUUGGCAAACAGUAUAUCUCCCAGGUGUCCCCAGCAGGUGAAUGCUGCUGUUGAAAGAAGGAUGGGUUACCCACUGGUGUUUGUAUAUUUAUUAAGUGUAAACUGCUAACAGUGAAUUGCCUUUCUAAAUCUCUUCCACCAACAUAAGUAGACUGAAAGUUUGUUAUUAUUCAUCUAAAUGGGAUUUCUUAUUGAAUGUAUGACAAAGUUUCUAAAGUGAAGGGAAUUUUGGGGGCAUUGUUAAAUAUUCUCAACCUCAUUAAAUGGAUUGAAUUGAUGUUGGCUCGGUAUGUUGUUUCUUGAGUCUAAAGUUCAGAUCAUUUCACAAAACCUGGGAUUUUCAGCUGCAAUAUAUGAUCCUGAAUCUUAACAGACUGAAAUGACAAUAGGUUGAGGCUCAUUGCCAAAUGUCACACAAGGUUCUCUGAGCUGUGUUUAUUCACCUGCCAAAACCUGACAAUUAAUGGUACACUGGGGAUUGCACAAUUGCAGUUAGCGUGACGUUAUCACAAAACCACCUUGCCUCCAUCCCUUUUACAAGAGUGCAUCCAUGCACACUGCGUGGCCUUGGAAUCCCCAGAAUUCUUUGCGUGCCGCUGUACAGGUGCGUAUUUUGGGUGAGACUUCAGACUCGCUUGGAGGCACAGUGCCUAUUCAAAAAAAGAAAGAAAAUUCCAAAACACAAGACUUGGGGUAAAAGUGUCUGCUAAAACAACAACAAGAAAAGACAUUGUGAUUUACAACGAGACAGUCAGCUCAGGCUCCAUGGACCUUGCUCUCUUCACUCACUCAAAUCUGCACCUGCAAACCCAAUAUUAUAUUCUUUAGAAAAGACCUAAUCCGCUAUGCUGCUACAAUCAAAAACAUUUGAAAUAAGGAAGCUGCCAAAACAUAUGCCAUUAUGAAGAAAUUUGGUGGAAAAUUCCUUUCCUCUUUUUGGUUGUAACUUUCUUGUUUGUAGUAUAAAGUAACCCCUGCGUGCUUGUAUUCUUUGUUUUGUGUCUGCAUCUUUUGUUUUGUACAUAUGUUUUGUAUGUAUUCAAGGUGGCACAAUUAAAAAAAAAAAACUCACUCUGAGGCUUUUCUUUAAGUCAGUUGUGAUGUGGGCCUGAGGGCGAGGACGUUUGGUGACGCAACCGGGAAGUCCAGAGGGUAAACCCUUGGAAUUCACAAAAGCGAUCCACCUUAUGUAGAGCCAAAGGCUCUGAAUUAAUUUGCCUAAAUAGGCUAAGUGAAAAUAUUAAUGAUAAUCCUAUUAGGCUAAGUGUUCCAGCAGUUGAGGUGGUCCUGGCUAGUUUUACGAGCUGGGUGAGCCAUCCCUCUCUCCCUCUCUCUCUCUCUCUCUCUCUCUCUCUCUCUCUCUCUCUCUCCAUAUAUAUAUAUAUAUAUGGAUGCAUGCACAGAUUUCCGUUUUUUCCAACUUUCCUCAUACCUUUUGACAUAAACCAAUGAAUUAGCUACAUGUACCUUUGAUCCAUCAUGCAAAGGUUCAGAGGUCAGUCUAACUCCAAAAUAAACUUUUGCAUCUACUCCUGAAUUGUUUCCAUGUGGACGAGGCCUCAUUUAUUCAAACACAACCUCUGCAGUUACAAAAUGAUCCCCCACCGGCCUGCUCCCUGCCCCUUGCCUUUUCUCUUGACAGUGGGUGACAGACAACCUGUAAACAUGACUCUCAACAGCAAUGAUAACAUGAUAAGAGGGUCACCCCAGUGCUCACUCCACUAACUUGACAUGGUAAUGAGCAGUCUCGACAACUGGCGGGUUUUUUCGUUUUUAGGCCCUUGCAUAGAAUGCACCCUGGGCGGUCGCCGAUAUUGCCCACAGCAAAAAAUGCCUCUGUCCAGUAAAGUCCAAUACACAUGCUACAGAAACUCACAACUAUGUUGUGGUUCAGGUUUUCAUGCGAACCCUCUAACAGCAGGCCUCUAAAGCUCAGCCCUUUCAAAUGACAGUGCCUGACACUGGUUGAAAGGACCACCAUCACAAGACUUUGUAUGAAGAAAAAACAUUUUUUCCUAAGAUUCUGUUGAUGUUGGAGAGUAAUUGGACUUCUCUUGGAUAUUUUUUCCCCUUGACAAGUAAGACAACAUUAGGUCAUCUUUUUUUCUCAUAGAUCUCAUCAGAUGAUGCAUUUAGGAAUGACUACUAUUCUCUAAAUUCAGUCAAAACAACAGGCUUAAAGGACUCGCUGAAUAGCUAAAUAAGCUUAGUUGUGACUUCACUUUUAAAUUAAAGUGGCAAUAACAAUGUCUUUUGUUGUUGUAAGGGUUUCAGGUUCAUAUUCUCAUGAAAUAUUGCCUCCACAGACCAGAACUGAACCAUUUUAAGGACUGCUGCUACGAUGCUCUUCAAAAGACCACUGGUUUCGAUGCCCCUCAUAUAUUUCUUUGCCACCGGGACGUUUUUAACAACUACGUGGAUUUUAUCUUACAACAAUUAUUUUCCACCUCAGAACACAACCCUCUGUGCAUGUCAAAACUGUAUAAUGGACUAUGAACCAGGAUUUAGUGAACUUUUGGAAAAAGCUCCUGAGCCCUUUUUGUCAACAAAAAACAACUUAUCUGAGAGUAUCUUUAAAUGGUGGCAGGUAAGGAUCAUCUUCUGCAUCUUGAAGUCUCAUAUAGCUGUUGGCUGUAACAGUUUAGGCUGAGUAGAAAAUAUCUUUUGAUGAUGUUUGUUUCAGCUCACAGGAUUUAUCUUUAUAUCACAGAGCUCCUUCCUUUUUCUGCCAAAAUAUGAGACAACAAAAACAGUAAUAGUUUUCAUGACUGCAGUAUGAUCAGUAAUAAUCUUAGAGACAUUUUCAAGCCCUUUUCAAAACAAUAGAAUAUUUACAAAGAAAGUUAUUUAGUAUAUAAAAAAGAAAGAUCACUGCACAGACAUGUUGAUUGUGAGGGCCUUUUUGUCAGGGUUUACACAUUUCUUUGUCACAGAAAACUAUGGAAGGGCAGUGGUGAGUUUUCACAUAAAACCAUGAUGUGGGAAGACAGAUAAGUUUUCUAUGACUUUAAUUUCUAGAAAAUGGGAUUACACCAUAAAUUUGUGUUGUGCUUUGUUUUGUUUUGUUUUGUUGCAGCGUCUGCAGGGUGAAAGAGCUAACUUCACUUCGUACAAUAAAACAGUGGAAAAGGUCUUUCAGAUGUUCCCAGAUCCAGUACUGACAGAACCCAGCUCUGAUCGCUGCAGGACUUGUGCUGUGGUUGGGAACUCUGGUAUUUUGAAUGGAUCACACUAUGGACCUCUGAUAGAUUUUCAUGAUAUUGUUAUAAGGUACAGUCAAUUAAUAGCUUUUCUGUAAAACCUAAAGCAAAAUACAAUUUACCACAAACAUAGGAAUACCAUUAUUUUGAGAAGUUUGGUUUCUGAAAAUGAUUUAUUCCUGCCCCUUUUCGUGAGAUAAAAUAAAUGUCCUUUGUAUCCUUUAGAAUGAACCUAGCUCCAAUCCAAGGCUAUGAAAAAGAUGUUGGAACCAAAACUACACAUCAUGUGAUGUAUCCUCACAGUGCUUCUAACUUGGACAACUCCACACGUCUUGUGCUGUUUCCAUUCAAGACAAGUGAUCUCCACUGGCUCAUUAGAUCCUUCACUCCAAGGUAGGUAUGUGGUUUAAUUCUUGCACAAGUUAAACAUGAAUACAGAACAGUAUAAUGAUUUUUAGUGCUACUGGGAAAUUUUCAGAGAUAAAUCCACCAUCUUGUGUUACCACCAUAGCUUUAGUGUCUGUUGUCACCGUAGACUGUAUAUAGAAUUGACAUCAUAUGCCUCCUCACUGGGUGAAGCCUCCAUGGGAACAGUACCCCCUGGUGUUGGGCUGAAGUAUAGACCAUAAAUUCUGCCUCCUCCAGCCAUCCUUAUGGAGCUGCGGACAAACUUUUUAUUAGGGGGUUCACGUUUUCUAUGAUUGACACUUGAUACGGCUUAUGGGUGUAGGAAGGUGGUGCAGGUCAUCCGGGGGAUACGCUGUUUGAGCCGAGUGCCAUCACAGUGACUCUCCCACCGGACUCUACCGCCCAAAUGCCGGUCUCAGGAAAUGAAGAAAAUCAUGGAAACACCAGGAGCUUUACUUGUGGCCAUACUGCUUGUGGCUGUUUACAUCCCUCCCAGCUCCAACAACAACAACAACAAGAGUGAGGCGCUGAAUGAACUGUAUCAACACAUAUGCUGCAACCCUGAUGCUUUUCUCAGGCUUGGGGUUUCAAACAUGCUGACCCCAAGACUGUGUUUUCCAAAUUAUAUCCACACAUUAACUUUCCAACAUGGGGAAAUAACAUACCGGAAAAUGUUUUUACCUGCCAGAGAGGAACCUACAAGGCCCUUCCCCUACCCAACCUCAGUGCUUUGGACCACUUCACUGUUAUGCAAAUGCCAGCCUGGUUAAAGUCCCCCAACCAGCUAGGAAACAGGUAUGAGUGUGGGUAGACAGGUCUUUAGAGGCACUACAGGACUGUUUCGUCACCACAGACUAGAAUAUGGUCAAACAGGUUGCUCCUCUAACUCCAUCACAGACCUCCAGGAUUACACAGAGACUAUAACUGCCUACAUAUGUAGGCAGUUAUAGUCUCUGUGUAAUGCAAGUGCAUGGAUGAUGCCAAGACCACUAAGUCCAUCACUGUAAACCAGAGGCCAUGACUGACAGGAGAGGUCUACAGGUUACUGAAGGUUCACGAUCCUACCAUUAGAUAUGGGGAUGAGGAGGGCCUGAGGACAGCAAGGGCUAACCUGUCAUAUGGCAUCAGAGAGGCCAAGAGGCAAGAGUCUUGGAGGAUCGCCCACAACUUUAGUGACAGCUGAGACACUAGGGGCUCUAUUUUUGUGCCCGCCGGCAGCGCGGCGGAGGGUGGCAGAGCCCGGGCAGUGGUGUUUUUCGUAGACUGAGGCGCACCGAAGUCCGCCAAGCUGGGCGUGGUGGUGCGGUAUGGGGAAGUGUCGCCAGAAUCAGCUGGCGCAGUGAUAUUUUCGUGCCCGGCGGCGGCAUGGAAAUUGCGCUGAAAGCUCACCGAUUCAAACCUGGUCAGCUUUCAGCGCAGGCGGAGCGCAGCUGGUCUAGUGGUGUUUUGGUAGACCGGCGGCGUAUCGGCAUACGUCACCGAUGCCUCACCGGCAGGCUUCCACAGUUUCAGGCACAUUACAGCGCAAUAAAUUAUCAACAACAACUAAGAAUCUGAGUCAGCACAAACAUUCAGAUCUAUAUCGAUAUAUUCUGAUGGCGAGGUCACCGCAGAUCUGUGACAGCUCUACCUCCCUGCUAAAUGAGCUUAACGACUUCUUUGCUCACCCCAUCCAGUUCGUAUAUUGUCUCAACCAGUCUGACUCUUACGUCAGACUCGUUAAGUCAGAAUGCUGUUUACAGACUUUAGCUCUGCAGUCAACACCAUCAUCCCUCAACAGCUAAUUUACAAACUGGUUCAGCUGGGGCUCAACGCCUCGCUGUGCAACUGGCUGCUGGAAUUCCUGGUCAUACUUAUGCAUGUCUAUCCACUCGCUAUGAAGUGAGGGCAAAGUUGAAAUAAUCCAAAUGUCUCCCUCUCCUAGUCCCAGACUUAUUAUUAGUAACCAAACUCAUUGUUGAACAGCCACCUGGUAUGGCUGGGUGAGUUUAGACAACAGAAGGAUGCCUUAUGUCUCAACAAGGAAGGACAGACCGUAAUGCUUUACGUUUUCUCCAACAGAGAUAAUAAAAGCAAGGACUCUGGGUUAGAAGCUAACAAAGAUUUGGUAAGUGUCAUGACUUAUUGACAAUUAUUUUCUUAACAAUGAAGUAACAUUUAAUUUAAACAACUCAAUGAUAGAUUCAGAGAAAUGUUCCUGAAUGUUCAAAAGUCCACCUUUACUCCUGAACAGGUGAUGAUUCUCAACCCAGCUUUCAUGAAAUAUGUUCAUCAUGUCUGGUUGCAUAAUAAGGGCCUGUAUCCAUCCACUGGCUUUAUGACUUUGAUUCUGAGUUUGCACAUUUGUGAUGAGGUAGGUUCAAUUCUCACUGUUGCAGACCUAGACACUUUCCCCAAGAUAUCAAGUAGUGGUUUCCCACUUUGUAAAAGCAGAUGAGCACUUCUGUCACGGUCACAACUCAGGUAAAAAGAAAAAAAUAAGCACAUUAAGAUUCUCUAUUGUCUCUGCAGGUGGAUGUGUUCGGCUUUGGAGCAGACAGAGAUGGAAACUGGUAUCAUUACUAUGAAAAACUAAUAAGACCAAAGUUGAGAACUGGAAAUCAUCCUGGAAUACAAGAGUAUGAAGUUCUUCUUCAAUUACAUAGACAAAAAAUAAUCAGGUAUUUCAGAGGAUGGUAACCUGGGUUUCUUGUUUUUAUCUCUGUGGCAUGUUGUGAAAUCAUCUUGAGCAUUGUGGUAAAAUUAAAAGUAAAACACAGGCAGCUUUGCAUGUUGGAGAAUAACAUACAUUACACCUUUUCUACAUGUCUUUUUUAAUUUGUAGUUCUUUCAGCUUUGUAAAGUAAUUACUGGAAAAUUCUGGUGUGACUUGAACACGACUGUGAGCGCAGUUAAGAAAACUUCUUAGUCCAGUGAAUUAUUUACAUGCCUUAUAUUAACAUAUUGAUACCAAAAGAUUUAAACGGAAGGCAGCUGUGAGAAACUCUCAGGUGUUCCAGUUUACAAAAUUUACUGAUCAAGUUAUAGAUCUAGAUUAUUUUCUCAUCCAUUAGCAGUGUUUUCUGAUUGUCAAACAAAUCACCGUCAAUCCUUCAUUAAGGCCCUUGAAGUCUAGAUGAGGUCCGAGCCAUAGGUAGUUAUUUACCAGCAGUAAAAGUAAAUAAAAUAAAAUGAAAUUGAAUAAUUUUUAGGUUUUCUUAGCUGAUAAAGAGACUUCAGAAAAGUCAGUCUCCUUCUAAAGCAGAUAAAAACUUCUGUCUUUAGCUCUACUGUAAUUUUCCUGACACCUGUCAUCUUAAAUUGUCUCUUCAUGAUCAUAUCAGUUAUUCAGUUAUUCAGUUUUAUUCAGCAGUGUUUCAUCUCCUUAAUUCUUUCAAAGUGCUUUUUUAAACAUGAAUUUUCAAAAUGUAAUCAUCUUUGAGAUUAAAGCUGAACUUUUUUUUUUUUAUCAAAAAAUUAUAUAAACACAUUAUUCAUGAUUGUUAACGUUAUUUUCUUCUUUCAUAAUGUCUCUGUGAUGAAAAUCUGAAAUAAAGAAUCAAGACUUGGAUUUUCCUUUUUCUUUCUUUCUUUCUUUCUUUCUUUCUUUCUUUCUUUCUUUCUUUCAUGUUAAGCAUUUGUUGGGGGGUCAAUAAGGUAUCACAUUAUUUAAUAUUGGCUAAAAUACCUGCUGGGAAAUACUGGAAACUUCAAGAAACAGAAAGUUUUUGAAAGCUUUUUUUUUUCCUCCAGUAAAAAAGGAACAAGGUUUGAUAUUUAAAUCCUUAACCUUUAUAUAUUGUGUCUCAUGUGCAGCUUUACUUUUGAUGUCAAUUUGUUUAGAAAAUAAAGAAAAUAAAGGCUGUUUUUAAUAUUUGCCUGGUUAUGUCACUUAUUUGAAGACAUGUAGACUUUGAGUUAUUAGCUUUAAAUAAUAUGUUCCAAUCCAAUACAUUUUAAUGAAUAAACAAGUUACUCACUACUUGAGAAAUCUUACAAAAGUACUUUUUUGUUUGAAUACUUCAUCUUCUACUUGAGUUAUUUUCCUCUAAAACAAACAUUACUUUUCUUGAGGACUAUUUUUAGUUUGCACCUUGUUCACCUUGUUUUGGUUUACAAAAAAAAGACCUAUAGGGAGAGAAGUAAUACUCACACAAUGGGCAUGACAUCCAUCUCUCCUCACCUUUUCAUACAAUGCACAUGUAUUGUUCUGAGAUAUGUGGGUGGCUCAGUAUGUUGUUUCAUGAGUCUAAAGUUUAGAAAAUUUCACAAAACCUGGGAUUUUUUUAGCCACAAUAUAUGGUCCUGAAUCUUUACAGAUUUAAAUGGCGAUACAAUAAGGCUUGUUACAAUUGUGUUUAUUUUGCUAGUGUUAGAUUUGUACUUUUCCACUGAACUAAUGCAAUUUAAUGAAUGUGUACAUGAUGUUCUCUGAGUUGUUGUUAUUCACCUGACAAAACCUGACAAUUAAUGAUACAUCUACUUCUCAGGAUAAACCUUUUUCAGUGGCAAAAUUGUGUUGAAAGAAAUAAAAGCCCAGACAAGAACUAUUAAUUCUACUUUUCAAGGGUUUCACAAUGUGUUUUGAUUUUAUUUUCUGACAGAGGGACUCAGAGGCUCUGCAUUCAUUUGCUUCAAUAGGCUGAGCGAAAAGUGUUCCGGACCACUAGUGUCCAAUACACAUGCAGAAACUCACAACUAUGUUGUGGUUCAGGUUUUUUAUGCUCAGACAUCUAAACAGCAGACCUCUAAAGCUCAGUCAUUUCAACUGGCAGUGCCUGACACUGGUUAAAACGAACAGCAGCACAAGCUUUUGUAUGAAGAAAAAAUAUUUUUUCCCAGAAUUUCUGUUGAUGUUGGAGAGCAAUUGGUCUUCUCUUGGAUAAUUUUUUCCCUUAACAAGUAAGACAACAUUAGGUAUUUUUUUUCAUAGACCUCAUCAGAGGGCAGAUUUAGGAAUGAUUAACGUAUCAGUGUGCAGGUGUUUUGGUUUCUUCAUUAGGGAUAGAUGAUUUUUUGAAUAAGAGUUACCUUUUGUAUUGAUUACUUUACCAGCAUGGAGGAUGCUAGCUUUUGAGACUUGUUAGGCUUUUUUACAUUGCCUCUACAAGAUAACUUUUACUAAAAAAAUUUGAAAGGCUGUGAUAUUCCUUUAACUUUUACAAAAAAAAAUUUAAUCAUACACUUUAUAUCAUAUAUCAUGUACUUUUAACUUAUGAUCCAACACUGAUUAACUUGUUGACUGUAGGAAUUUAGGAGAAUAAGAAAUUGAACUGAUAAUGUUAAAUAUUAAUUACAUAACAACAUUACAGUAUUUUACUUUAACGGAAAAAAUAUUCUUAUAAUGUUCCUCAGUGAGAAUAUCUGUCAUCGGGUGUGGCUGCGGUUGAAUGAAAACCAUAAGACAAGCCGGCAGAUAUGAUCAAAUAUAUCAGCUGGGUUUUUCUGCUAUUCUGUAAAUUCAGUCAAGACAACAAUUGCUAAAUAAGCUCAAUUGUAACUUCACUUUUAAAUUAAAAUGGCAAUCACAAUGUUUUUUUGUUGUAGUAAGGUCUUCAGGUUUAUAUUCUUAUGAAAUACUGUCUCCACAGACCAGAACUGAACCAUUUUAAGGACAUCUUGCUGCUAUGAUGCUCUUCAGAAGACCACUGGUUUUCAUACCCCUCAUGUAUUUCUCUGUCAUCGGAAUGUUUUCAACAACGUCAUGGAUUUUAUCUUAUUACCAAACCUUUUUUCCACCUCAGAACACAACCCUCUGUGCAUGUCAAAACUGUAUAAUGGAGUAUGCACCAGGAUUAAGUGAACUUUUGGAAAAAGCUCCUGAGCCCUUUUUGUCAACAAAAAACAACUUAUCUGAGAGUAACUUUAAUUGGUGGCAGGUAAGGAUCAUCUUCUGCAUCUUGAAUCAGUAACAAUCUUAGAGACAUUUUCAAGCCUGUUCCAAACAAUAAAGAGUAAGCCAUUGAACUUGUACCAGAGUAUAAAAAAGAAAGAUCUCUGCAAACACAGACAACCCUCUUGUGGUGAUUGUGAGGAACUUUUUUGUCAGGGUCUAUACAUUUCUUUGUCACAGAAAACUAUGGAAGGGCAGUGGUGAGUUUUCACAUAAAAAAAACAUGAUGUGGGAAGACAGAUAAAUUUUCUGUGACUUUAAUUUCUAGAAAAUGGGAUUACACCAUAAAUUUGUGUUCAAUCAAUCAAUCAAUCAAUCAAUCAAUCUUUAUUUAUACAGCACUUUUCAUAAAAGACAAUGAAGCACAGAGUGUUUUACACAGAAGAAUACAAGGAAGAAAGAAUACCCAACUCUACCCCACCCUAUGCCUGUCCCUCAUUGAGAAUAUCUGUCAUCGGAUGUGGCUGAUCCAAACACAUUAGGAGCGAGUUUUAAAAUGCAUGACUUGAGAAGAGCUUGAUUUAGUAAGAACAGGAAUAUCCACACUGAGGAAACGCCAUCUUCAAAUUCAAGAUGAGGAAACACUUGAGGUUAGGUUAAACUUUAAAGACAAAGUAACAUAAAAUGAGAUUUAAGAAAUAAAAGAUUAAAAUAAAAAUAGAUUUCAGGCUCCUUCCGCCAAGUGCUGACUGAUUCGGUGAUUCAGUAAACAAAUCUUUUGAACGUAUCUUUAUAGUGAACUGAUUCAAGUGACUCAGUACAUCUAAAAGAACUGACAUGCCCUCAUUAUUUCCGCCAAAACAUGUCAAGGUACAUGUAAAAGAUUACAUGUCUAAGAUAAAAGAAAAAAAAGAACACAGUGACGUACAAAGAUUAAAAAGAGUAGGGCCUAAAACGGAACCUUGCGGAACAACACACUUCAGGUCAAAACAUUUCAAUGAGCGAUCCCCAAACUUCACAUAACAUUGUCGGUCACCAGAGAUGCCAAUCAAGUGAAUAAAUUUGUGUUGUGCUUUGUUUUGUUUUUGUUUCAGCAUCUCCAGGGUGAAAAAUGUAGCUUUGGUUCGUACAAUAAAACAGUGGAAAAGGUCUUUCAGAUGUUCCCAAAUCCAGUACUGACAGAACCCAGCUCUGAUCGCUGCAGGACCUGUGCUGUGGUUGGGAACUCUGGUAUUUUGAAUGGAUCACACUAUGGACCUCUGAUAGAUUUUCAUGAUAUCGUUAUAAGGUACAGUCAAUUGAUAGCUUUUCUACAAAAUCCUAAAGCAAAAUACAAUUUACCACAAACAUAAGAAUACCAUCAUUUUGAGAAGUCUGGUUUCAGAACAAGAGUUUAAUAUAGAAUGGUCUUUAGAUAUUCACUGAAAUUAAACUUAUAGACUCUCCCCACCAUUUGACACAUUCAAGGGGUAUUUAUUCUAUUCCACAUAUCUAUUCUGUAAAUACAUGUUUUUCAGACUCAGGUCCUCUGAAAAUUAUUUAUUUUUGCCCCUUUCCGUGAAAUAAAAUAAAUGUCCUUUGUAUCCUUUAGAAUGAACCAAGCUCCAACCAAAGACUAUGAAAAAGAUGUUGGAACCAAAACUACACAUCAUGUGAUGUAUCCUCACAGUGCUUAUAACUUGGACAACUCCACACGUCUUGUGCUGUUUCCAUUCAAGACAAGUGAUCUCGAGUGGCUUGUCAAAUCCUUCACUCCAAGGUAGGUCCGACAUUUAAUUCCUGCACAAGUUAAAGAUGAGUACAGAACAUUAAGACAACAGAAGGAUGCCGUAUGUCUCAUUGAGGAAGGACAGACCGUAAUGCUUUUUGUUUUCUCCAACAGAGAUGAUAAAACCAAGGUCUCUGGGUUAGAAGCUAACAAAGAUUUGGUGAGUAUCAUGACUUAUGGACAAUAUUUAUACGAUUAUGAUUACAACUAAAACUGACAAAAUGAUUAUUUUCUUAAUAACGAAGCAACGUUUAACUUGAAUAACUCAUUGAUAUAUUCAGAGAAAUGUUCUUGAAUGUUUAAAAGUCCAACUUUACUCCUGAACAGGUGAUGAUCCUCAACCCAGCUUUCAUGAAAUAUGUUCAUCAUGUCUGGUUGCAUAAAAAGGGCAUGUAUCCAUCCACUGGCUUUAUAACUUUGAUUCUGAGUUUGCACAUUUGUGAUGAGGUAGGUUCAAUCCUAAAUGUUGCAUUAAUCACUUUUUUGAACAUUUUAAACUCUUCAGAGUAUCCUGACACUCCACACUAGCUCCUUAGUUGUUUUGAAAAGGCCUGACUUCAAACCCAGGUACUAAAAUAAUUACCCUUUCUUAUUUUAAAAACAGAACAAGAACCAAACAGCUCUCAAUGGUUUAGCCAGUCAAUAUUCAACCACAUUACACUGAUUAUAUUAGGCCUCUAACUCAAUGAUCCUAUUCUGGUGAUCUAAACUGCCCAAAGUGCUCUGUGCAAAGUGGAUUAGUGUGUGUCCCACCAUACCUUCUAUUCAAGCAGCGCCUGAUCUGGGAACUACUUGAGGUGAGAAGAUGUUGGACUGAGUCCCUUAGAUAAGCAAAGGUGUGUGUCUUUUUCUACCAAUCAAAGGUGACAUACAUAUUGUGAUGUGUUCUGUCAUCUUUCCAACUAUGAGGAAAUACGAGGAGAGCAUUGUGCCAUUGGCAAUGACCUAGAUGCUUUUCUCAAGAUAUCAAGUUGUGGCUUCCCACUUUUUAAAAGCAGAUGAGCACUUCUGUCGCUGCUGCAACUCAGGUAAAAAGAAAAAGAAAAAAAGCACAUUAAGAUUCCCUAUUGUCUCUACAGGUGGAUGUGUUCGGCUUUGGAGCAGACAGACGUGGAAACUGGUAUCAUUACUUUGAACGUCUAAGAAGUCAAAAGUUGAGAACUGGAAAUCAUCCUGGAAUACACGAGUAUGAAAUUCUUCUUCAAUUACAUAGGCAAAGAAAAAUCACAUAUUUCAGAGGAUGGUGA